Molecule: messenger RNA, 2286 nt
Organism: Tetrapisispora phaffii CBS 4417
Lineage: Eukaryota; Fungi; Ascomycota; Saccharomycetes; Saccharomycetales; Saccharomycetaceae
Gene: ZIP2
Product: Zip2p
Exons: 1
Coding region: 1-2286 (761 amino acids)
Source: RefSeq, a predicted model, not a curated record
AUGGCUGAAGUCUGGGUCCCAAGUAUUGAUAAUAGUAAAGCAUUAACGAAUAAACAUGAAAGUGACUAUGCUGAGUAUAUAAUAAGUACAUCUAACUUUACCUCAAAGGAAAUAAUACACAUAACUAAAAAGGUUAAACAUAGGUUGUAUUAUUUGAAUAAACUUGGUAACAAAAAACAUUCGGAUAGCGAGCUAUUGAAGUCAUCAAUUAUGAACUUUCAAUGCAUUCAAAAUAAGAUUUCAAAAUAUCCAAUUAUAGUGAAUAAGCGUUACAUUUAUAAUGUUAACAAAAAAUAUAAUACAUCAAAUGAGUGGGAUGUUUGGGGUGAUAGGAUAUACAAAUCUGGAUUUAACGAUAAGGACCCUCAUUUUAUCAAAAUAAAAGAUUGUGCUCUUAAGGAAAAACUUUUAAUAAAUAAAGAAACCACCUCACAACUCAAUUGGUUGCACAAAUUAGCAAUAUUUUCCAAUCAGGGGAAUGUAAAAUAUAUUAUUAGUUCAAAAAAAAAGUUUAGCAAUUUCAAAAUUAACUAUCUUCAAGCUGAGCUCUCUCAUAAAUUAUAUAAACAUUACAAACCUUCUGAUAAUCAAAAGUAUGAGAUUUUUAAAUCGAAGUUAAAUCAUAACAUUGAUACACUGCCACAUGAAUCUAUCGUAGAAAUACCCUUUUCCAUAACCGAUUCUCAAAUUAGUAACUUUAAUAAUCAAAUAAGUCAGAGUAUUAAUAAUAGAACGUGCAACAUCGUAAAUUUCAAACUACUCAUUAAACCUCAUGUUUCAUUAAAGGGUUCUAAACAGAAUUUACAGAUAAAAGACAAUGAACCCAGAUGGAACUUAUACGAGAAGAACAUCUAUAAUAUCGAAGUUGAACUUCAUCAGAAAAUACCUUUGGUAAAUGAGACAUGGUUUGAUAGAUGUUUUGCACAGUUAUGUGACUCGCAGUUUAAUAAAUUGUCUUUUUACAAAUUCAAAAUACCUCCUUCACAGGAGCAAUAUCGUAAAGAUUUUAAAAUUGAGCAAUGUUUUGACAAACAAUAUUGGUUAUUAACUAAAAAUAUUUUGAAGAAGCUGGUGUGGAAUCCAGUGAAAAUAUAUUUAAAAACCACAGAUUACACAAUUCAUGAUAUAAUGAAUAAUGAAAGUAUGGUUUUUGAAACAAAGUUUUCUGUCAAGACUAAAUCGCUAAUAUGUCAUAAAAAGAUUAAAAACAAUUCUCUUGAUUUAAUUGACGUCGAUAAAAGGAAGUUUGGCAUAGUAGAUUUGUACAUGGUAGAUACAUCUAAUGCCAGUAUUAAAGAGAGCCCAGUACCUAAUAUACCAACCAAAAUAAUAGCUAAAAAUACGUCCCAAUUAGAAGCAUCUACUGAACUUAAUAUAAAUACAUCAAUUAUUCCUCAAAAAAGGUCAUUUUUGGAUUGCGACCUACAAUCAUUAAUUGCAAGUAAGAAGACAACUAAGAGUUUAGUUACCGGUAGUAAGUUAUCAAAAAACAUUUCCCUAUUAAAGUUUCUUGAUCGGAAUUCAACACAACCCUUAGAAAAUAAUAAAGAAGUCAGCGAAGUCAGAGAUAAUUCUUUUGAAGAGGAUAAAGUGAAGUCUACAAUGAAAUUAACAAGAGUCAGUUGUCAAAAAAUAAAAGGUAGACAUGUUAUAUUAAAUACGAAGCAUUUGAAAAGUAAUUUCUCGGUGACUAAUCUUUUAGUUAAGCAAUUUCAGAUACAAGUUGUCGAAAGACAAUUUGAACUAGACUUUGAUUUUAUUUUAAAUGAAACUACUUCUAUUAUCAGAUUAAAUAUCGAAAAUUUCUUUCAAGUUCUGAAAAAUGGUAAAUUAUAUUAUCAAGAAGCUCUAGAGAAUUUAAAGUCAGAAUUUAAAACCAUUAUUGUAAUUAUAGAAUAUAAUGAACUACUAGAAGAAACUGAUAAAGAUAUUUUCUGGAAAAUACAUUUAUAUUUUAAUAUUCCUCAAUUCGAAGUAAUAAUAGUAAAACAAAAUAACAUUGAAAUUUGUCAAAUGAUAGUACAAGCAGUUUCAAAAUACUCCACAAGACUACCUGAAUCCACUAUUGCACAGUAUUUCAAUGAGCAGAAUAAGAACAUGUCGAUUGAAAUCCUAAUAUCAUUAAAAUUUAACGAUUUUUUAAUAUUAAAAUGCUUAGAACAUUCUUCGAUUUAUGAAUUACUAUACAAUGUUGGUACUAAAGAUAAUAAAUAUAUGGAACUGACCAAUAUAAUGACUGAUUCGCAAUUGAUGAGAUUACAAAAGCUACUUCAAUUAAGUUGGUGA